AUGGAGCAAAUGGGAUUUCCAAUCAAAAGGAGGUUAUGGGUUAAGGGGAUUUCGGAGUCGUCACAGGCGUCCGUUCUUGUUAACGGAUCCCCGACGUUUGAGUUCCAAUGUCAUCGAGGGGUUCGUCAAGGGGAUCCCCUAUCCCCAUUUAUUUUCGUUUUAGCUAUGGAGGCGUUUACUUGCUUUAUGAACUGGGCUAACAAUGAAGAUGCAUUUUCGGGUUUAACUUUGCCUAAUAACGGUCCGACUAUUUCGCUUCUCAUGUAUGCGGAUGAUGUCCUUGUUAUUGGAGAAUGGAAGGACAAAAAUGCGGACAACUUAGCUAGAAUCUUACGGGCCUUUUUUCUUAUGUCGGGGCUGAAAAUUAACCACAGUAAAUCUACUUUGGUUGGGCUUGGGGUUGAUGACCAAGAGGUGGAACGACUCGCCGGUAAGAUUAGGUGUCGUAAAGGUGUGGUCCCAUUAACGUAUUUGGGCCUAGUGGUCGGGGCUAACAUGAACCUCUACAAAAAUUGGAAGAGUGUUAUUGAUUUGGUGGAAGUAGGUUGUCCUUAUGGAAAUCAUCAGUUCUAUCGAUCGGAGGAAGGUUAA
Molecule: messenger RNA, 591 nt
Organism: Helianthus annuus (common sunflower)
Lineage: Eukaryota; Viridiplantae; Streptophyta; Magnoliopsida; Asterales; Asteraceae
Exons: 1
Coding region: 1-591 (196 amino acids)
Source: RefSeq, a predicted model, not a curated record